CGCGAUCCGUUGAGCUGGCCACACUGACAUUUUGAGUUCCAAAUCAAUUUUGUGGUGUACGUUGUGCGGUCGUCGUCGUCGUCUUGUUCCUGCGUUGCACAUUGCUCAAAAAUCUUAAAUAAACUCUCUUCUUAAAAUGGCACCUCCAUCGUAUAGCGAUUUGGGCAAACAGGCUCGCGAUAUCUUCAGCAAAGGCUACAACUUUGGCCUGUGGAAGCUUGACCUGAAGACCAAGACAUCGUCGGGCAUUGAAUUUAACACAGCUGGUCAUUCGAAUCAGGAGUCCGGCAAGGUCUUUGGCUCCUUGGAGACCAAGUAUAAGGUCAAGGAUUAUGGCCUCACUUUGACGGAGAAAUGGAACACAGACAAUACACUGUACACCGAGGUCGCUGUACAGGAUCAACUGCUCGAGGGCCUUAAGCUGUCGCUGGAGGGCAACUUUGCCCCCCAGUCUGGCAAUAAGAGUGGCAAAUUCAAGGUUGCCUACGGACAUGAGAAUGUCAAGGCCGAUUCGGACAUCAAUAUUGAUCUGAAGGGUCCAUUGAUCAAUGCAUCUGCUGUGCUUGGCUACCAGGGCUGGUUGGCCGGCUAUCAGACCGCAUUCGAUACAAAACAGUCCAAGUUGACCACCAACAACUUUGCCCUCGGCUACUCCGCCAAGGACUUUGUCCUGCACACAGCCGUCAAUGAUGGCCAGGAGUUCAGCGGCUCGAUCUUCCAACGGACAUCGGACAAACUGGAUGUGGGCGUUCAGCUGUCGUGGGCCAGCGGCACCAGCAACACCAAGUUCGCCAUCGGCGCCAAAUAUCAAUUGGACGAUGAUGCCAGCGUCCGCGCCAAGGUGAACAAUGCCAGCCAGGUGGGCUUGGGCUAUCAGCACAGGCUGCGCGAUGGCAUCACCUUGACGCUAUCCACACUUGUCGAUGGCAAGAACUUCAAUGGCGGCAGCCACAAGGUUGGCGUUGGCCUCGAAUUGGAAGCCUAAGUUAGUUCAUGAUUUCAAGCUGAAUGCGCUGCCAGCAAUACAGUACUACAACAACAACAACAACAAAACACCAGCAACAACAACAAAUAAAUAAUAAAUUCAAAGUGUAACAACAAUAAAACACAAGAGAAGUUUAAAAGAAAUAAAAGAACACACGACAAGAAUCUUCAUAUUUAGCAAAGCAUUUGCCAACAUAGCAAAACCCGGAAUCAUCGGGUUGUUGGACGUAGUCUUGUUUAGUACUUAGCUAAAAAACCAUAUUUAUUGUUGGCAACCAGUGAAAUACAUAAUUUACCUAUUAAAACAUAAAAAAAACAA
This is a messenger RNA of Drosophila grimshawi, 1303 nucleotides long. It is a transcript of the gene porin, whose product is annotated as voltage-dependent anion-selective channel. Gene Ontology annotation, molecular function: voltage-gated monoatomic anion channel activity. Gene Ontology annotation, biological process: monoatomic anion transmembrane transport. The transcript is spliced from 3 exons. Gene Ontology annotation, cellular component: mitochondrial outer membrane. Bases 137 to 985 code for a protein of 282 amino acids. NCBI's taxonomy places the organism in Eukaryota, Metazoa, Arthropoda, Insecta, Diptera, Drosophilidae. The record is from RefSeq and is a predicted model, not a curated record.